This is a messenger RNA of Dermochelys coriacea (leatherback sea turtle), 1170 nucleotides long. Its product is annotated as olfactory receptor 52K2-like. The transcript is spliced from 2 exons. The record is from RefSeq and is a predicted model, not a curated record. Gene Ontology annotation, molecular function: G protein-coupled receptor activity; olfactory receptor activity. Gene Ontology annotation, biological process: G protein-coupled receptor signaling pathway. Gene Ontology annotation, cellular component: membrane. Bases 1 to 1170 code for a protein of 389 amino acids. Lineage: Eukaryota; Metazoa; Chordata; Testudines; Dermochelyidae.
AUGGUGCACACCACUAUGUCAGCUCUCAGUAUGGGAUGCUGGUGCAGAUGCUGUGGUGAGAGAGGUGAGGGACAUGGCAACCUGAGGGGAUUCCAAGGGAAGACACAUUUAUACUAUGACCAUCACCCUAGACCCUGGGCACAUACAGAAAGUCAGGAGAACGUAUGGUACAUGCAGGAGACACCGUUCUGCCUCAGAGUUCGACACCUUCUUCCCUACUCCAUGUCAGAUUCCAACACAACGGACUUCACCAACCCCUCCACCUUCAUCCUGAUGGACAUUCCUGGCCUGGAGACGGCCCACGUCUGGAUCUCCAUUGCCUUCUCCGCCAUGUAUGCCGUAGCUGUUUUGGGGAACUUCACCAUCCUUUUCAUUGUGAAAAGGGAACCGAGUCUCCAUGGGCCCAUGCACUAUUUCCUCUGUAGGCUGGCCGUCACUGACCUGGUCCUGUCUACAUCCAUCUUGCCCAAAAUGCUGAGCAUCUUCUGGUUCAAUUCCAGGGAGAUCAGUUUUAAUGCCUGCCUCACCCAGAUGUACUUCAUUCACUGCUUCUCAGUGAUGGAGUCUGGGAUCUUCCUGGCCAUGGCUUUUGAUCGCUACGUGGCCAUCUGCCAUCCCCUGAGACAUUCCACCAUCCUGACAAACUCCCUGGUGGCCAAGAUUGGCCUGGCCGUGGUGGUGCGUGGUGGCAUGCUCAUACUGCCCACUCCCUUACUGGGGAGGCGGUGGCCAUAUUGCAGAACCAACAUUAUUCUCCACACGCACUGUGAGCACAUGGCUGUGGUGAAGCUGGCCUGCGCCGACACCCGCAUCAGUAGUUACUACAGCUUCUUUGUGGCAUUCUUGGUGACUGGUCUGGAUGUAUUUUUUAUUGCCAUGUCCUAUAUUCAGAUCCUCAGGGCCAUCAUCAGCCUUCCCACAAAGGACGCCCGGCUCAAAACUUUUGGGACCUGUGGCUCCCACCUCUGUGUCAUCUUAGCCUUUUACAUCCUAGCUCUCUUCUCCUCUCUCAUGCACCGGUUUGGCAACAAUGUGGCCCUGCAUUUCCAUGUUCUCAUUGCCAAUGUGUACCUCCUGGUGCCCCCCAUGCUAAACCCCAUCAUCUAUGGUAUGAGGACCAAACAGAUCCGGGACAGGCUGCUCUGGCUCUUUCCUCAUAAAGGGACUUAA